Entrophospora sp. SA101 is the source of this 258-nucleotide messenger RNA. The record is from the annotation of a GenBank genome assembly. Lineage: Eukaryota; Fungi; Glomeromycota; Glomeromycetes; Entrophosporales; Entrophosporaceae.
AUGGGUGGGUUAAUAGCUCGUAGUGGUAUAUUUGGCAACUCAUUGGCAUGGUUAUCUACCAAUAAUGUGGAUUUAUUAACCUGGUGGAAAGGUAAUUUUGGAGCUGUGAUACCUGAAUUGACAAAAGUUGCGGUAAGAGUUCUUUCUAUUCCUACCUCAUCAGCUGCAGUGGAAAGGAAUUGGUCUACAUUUUCUUAUGUACAUGUUUUUAAAUUAGUUUAUAUAUAUAUUAAUAAUAAAUUGAAAACCCAAAGAUAA